Coccomyxa subellipsoidea C-169 is the source of this 2165-nucleotide messenger RNA. RefSeq lists its product as hypothetical. The record is from RefSeq and is a predicted model, not a curated record. NCBI's taxonomy places the organism in Eukaryota, Viridiplantae, Chlorophyta, Trebouxiophyceae, Coccomyxaceae. Bases 192 to 929 code for a protein of 245 amino acids. The transcript is spliced from 11 exons.
CAACUACACCACAUUCUCUCACGAUUUCAACUUCACCUUUCGUCGCCAACAGCCUCCCACCAAGUUUCGUCAAGCACCAAGCCAGUUUCCAAGGUCACUGAACAACAUGAACGCCAUGGCAAGGACGUCCAUUGCACUUGCACUGCUGCUCUGCGCAGCUACCAUCAUCUCAGCACAGCCAGGUGGCGGCAAUGGCCCCUUUGGCAACCGCAACAAUGGAGGCGGCAGCAGCAGUGGAUCUAGCAGCAGUGGCAGCAGCAGCAGCAGUGGCAGCAGCAGCAGCAGUGGCAGCAGCAGCAGCAGCAGCAGCAGCAGCGGCCAGCAGCAGUGCAACACCGGCUGCUGCAACCUGGGCAACACCGUGUUCAAGGGCGCCUGCGCUGACUUUGCCAACUUCUUCAAGAGCGAUGCUGACACCGCCAUCAAGGAGGAUGACACCACCUUCCAGGCUCGCGUCGACCGCGCACCCAGGCCCAGCGACAGGUGCUGCAUCGAUGGCCGCUCCUUCACCCAGUAUGGCUGCUCUUGCAACCAGUCCCUCAAGGACGCCUCUGCCCCCCAGGGCUUCUCUGCCAACGCAAUCUCAGUCAUCGGCCGUGCUGUCCAGAAGUCCAUCUGCGCUGAUAGCUCGCGCGGAGGCUCCAUCGGCUCUGGAGGCGAAUUUCUUCAAGGCAGAUGCUGACACAGCCGUCAGCGAGAGUGACAGUGAUUUCCAGGCGCGCGUGAAUAGGGCACCCACCCCAAGCAGCAGGUGCUGCGUUGAUGCCCGAGCUUACACCCAAUACAGCUGCUCUUGCAACUCUGACCUCGUCAAUGCAGCAUCAGGACGCGGCAUCUCUUCCAACGCCGUCAAAGUUGUGGGGAGGGCGACUCGCUUCUCCAUCUGCAGCAACAGCCAGAACGGGGGGUCUCUUCAGGGCGGCUGCUGAACAGAACAGAGUCCCCCCGAUGGCAGCCCAAAAAAUGGGCAGCUGUGGCCAGAAGCCACCUUCAGACACCUGGCAGACACUGUCUGAUUAAACACCAAAUAUUGGGUCAAUUGCGGGGAGUAGGGAAUAGGAUUUCCUGCUUACCUGACUGACACACCGACUGGUCAAACAGUACCGCGCAUGCCAUGCAGGCCAUGUGCUGGCCUGCAGUGGAGCAUGCCAGUCAGCUAGAAAUAACCAUCAUUCUUUCAGACAUUUUUGGGGUGGGAUGCGCGCUGGAUUGGAGCCUGCCCCUCCCUUGAAAAUUCCGCUGGUGGCCAUGCAUGCACUACCUCGAAUCUCCUCAGUUUUUGCCGUCCGGACUGACAAGCAUUUGAUGAAUACCUGGUCCUGCAUUCAUUAAUAGGAUGUUCCCCUUUUGAAAAGGUGUGUGUGUGGGGCAGAGGGCUUCUGUUAUCUGGCAAUUGCUUGAUGCGAUGUCAUGGUGAAUGUCAUUUUCUGCAAGACAUGGGGCAUUCCCGGUUGCAGUGACCAACAGUUGCACUGCAGAUGCAGAGUAUGAAGCUCUUCACACUAGUGACCUUUGCAGAAGGAGCUUGUUUUAGCUGUGUGCAGAACAUUUACAGUUGAGUUGGUGCUUGUUGCAGAGACUUGGGAAGCUCAGUGGGAAAAGUGUACAGCGCGUUUUGUUGGGUCUAUUCUGUUUGAGUGUGCCAUGAUUGGUGCAUCCAGUGUGACGAUGCUUGGGUUCAAUUUUGCACAGAAAGGUGGUCUACUCUGACCUAUAUUCAUAGUUGCACGACACGGCUGGUCAAAAUUUGGACACGCGUUUGCGAACGUUCGCGACACCGCGACACCGCGACACGCGUGUCCAGACCUGAGGACGUUAGUAACCAUGCAAUCGGGUGAUGACUACAGGUUACUAAGGCUGACGGAACCUCAAAAAGCUGUUUCCGGACCCGACAACGCAUCAAAACACAUCGGAAUUGUCGCUAAACACAUUUACAAGCAUGUUAUAUGUGUUUGGGGUGUUGUUGGGUCAUUUUCCGGCGUCCAAGCGGCCAAAAACGGUCAGAAACGGUCAAACGUAACCCUUACAUAACCCGGUGUCGGAGCGGUGUCGGAAAUAGCCAAAAUCUCGACACGCGUUUGCGAACGUUCGCGACACUGCGACACCUGACACGCGUGUCAGGUGUCGUGCAACUAUGCCUAUAUUUCUGUAAUCACAUGGUGGAU